This is a messenger RNA of Cariama cristata (Red-legged seriema), 923 nucleotides long. It is a transcript of the gene ALG2, whose product is annotated as ALG2, alpha-1,3/1,6-mannosyltransferase. The record is from RefSeq and is a predicted model, not a curated record. NCBI's taxonomy places the organism in Eukaryota, Metazoa, Chordata, Aves, Cariamiformes, Cariamidae. Gene Ontology annotation, molecular function: GDP-Man:Man(1)GlcNAc(2)-PP-Dol alpha-1,3-mannosyltransferase activity; alpha-1,3-mannosyltransferase activity.
GUGUCUGCUUGCAUUCCUGUGCUUAGACUGGCCAGAACCCGUAAGAAGGUUUUGUUUUACUGCCACUUUCCUGAUCAACUUCUGACCAAGAGAGAAUCUCUCCUAAAGCGCAUCUACAGAUCACCACUCGACUGGCUGGGAGAGGACACACUAACUGGCAUGGCAGACUGUAUUGUUGUGAACAGCAGGUUCACUGCCGGUGUGUUCAAGGACACGUUUAAGUCCUUAUCUGACAUAAACCCAGAUAUCCUCUACCCAUCUCUCAACAUCAGUAGCUUUGAAACAGUAGUUCCCGAGGACAUAGCUGACCUGAUACCAAAAAAGAAAAAGUUCUUGUUUCUUUCCAUUAAUAGGUAUGAGAGAAAAAAGAAUCUAGCAUUGGCUCUUGAAGCUUUGCAUGAGCUUCGAGGAAGACUUGAUUCUCAUGAGUGGAAUGAAGUUCACCUGGUUAUGGCAGGUGGUUAUGAUAAACGAGUUCUGGAAAACGUGGAGCACUAUGAAGAGCUGAGGAGACUUGCAGCCAAGCUUCAUGUUAAUGACCAUGUCACUUUUCUGAGAUCAUUCUCAGAUGAACAGAAAAUCUCUCUUUUUAAGAACUCUGUAUGUGUACUUUAUACACCAAAGAAUGAACAUUUUGGCAUUGUUCCCCUGGAGGCAAUGUAUAUGAGGUGUCCAAUUAUAGCAGUUAAUUCAGGUGGUCCUUUAGAAUCAGUCUUGCAUAAUGUUACAGGAUUUUUGUGUGAUCCUCUGCCAACGCAAUUCUCCGAAGCCAUGGAAAAAAUUGUGAGAGAUCCUCUCUUAAAGGACACAAUGGGAGCAGCUGGGAGAGUCAGAGUUAUGGAAAAAUUUUCUCCAGAAGCAUUCACAGAACAGCUGUACCAAUACAUAUGCAGAUUAACACAAUAAAAUUAUAUUUCCAUAUU